Haliaeetus leucocephalus (bald eagle) is the source of this 2096-nucleotide messenger RNA. RefSeq names its product FIC domain containing (gene FICD). The transcript has 3 exons. Gene Ontology annotation, molecular function: protein binding. Lineage: Eukaryota; Metazoa; Chordata; Aves; Accipitriformes; Accipitridae. The coding region runs from base 103 to 1635 and encodes 510 amino acids. The record is from RefSeq and is a predicted model, not a curated record.
GAGCUGGGGGAGGGAGGAGGUGGGUAGCUGCGCCGUACAUGUACGGGACAGAGCUCCUUCAACCCCUGCAGAGCCCGGUGCCCAUGCUGCUCAUGGGCAUCAAUGUCUCCUCCUUAUGCCGCUGUCACAUUAACAUGUAGCGGAUCCCAUAAGGAUUUGCGUUACGCCGAACACUGUGUGCACCCUGCCCUGAUGUGCUUAGAGGUGGCAGGGAAAGGUGGGAGCAGUGGGAAAGGAGAUGUUCCUUGUGUCUGCGCUGGAAGCAGGAUGAAUCUCGUGUCUAUGGCGACAGAUCCCGAGUUGAAAUGGAUAACCCUGUGGGUCCGAAUCAGGUGGGCGGCCGUGCUUGUGCUCCUUCUGGGCUCGCUCGUGAUGCUACUGCUCCCGUUGGCUGCUGUGGAAGACCAGUGCCAUGCAGUGCUCAAAGGACUCUCCUUCCUGAAAAGUAAACUGGGUGCGGGCUCCUCAGGGGUCACCAGAUACACAGGACAAACAACUGGGCUGAGCGUGACCUCCAAUGGGCUGGAGCUGCUGGUGCUGAAAGGCAAAGCCUCCCCAGAAGUGAAGUUAGAAGCCAAAGCAGCUCUGAAUCAAGCCCUUGAAAUGAAGCGCCAAGGAAAGCGGGAGAAGGCGCACAAACUCUUUGUGUAUGCCCUCAAAAUGGACCCUGAUUAUGUGGAUGCCCUGAAUGAAUUUGGUAUCUUUUCUGAAGAGGAAAAAGACAUUCUUCAAGCUGACUAUUUGUACUCUAAAGCACUAACCAUUUCACCCUGCAACGAGAAGGCUUUGAUCAAUCGGGACCGGACGCUACCUUUAGUUGAAGAGAUAGAUCAGAGGUAUUUUAGCAUUAUUGACAGUAAAGUUAAAAAAGUGAUGGCAAUCCCCAAAGGCAAUUCUGCCCUGCGCCGAGUGAUGGAAGAGUCCUAUUAUCACCACAUCUACCACACGGUUGCUAUUGAAGGAAACACUCUGACGCUGUCAGAAAUACGACACAUCAUUGAGACCAGAUAUGCUGUUCCUGGAAAAAGCUUAGUGGAGCAGAAUGAAGUGAUUGGCAUGCAUGCAGCUUUGAAAUAUGUCAAUACCACGCUGGUAUCACGGAUAGGCUCUGUAACCAUCAGCGACAUCUUGGAGAUACACCGGAGAGUGCUGGGCUAUGCUGACCCAGUGGAGGCAGGACGGUUCAGGACUACUCAGGUGUUUGUAGGACAUCAUAUACCACCACAUCCCCAAGACGUUGAGAAACAGAUGCAGGAGUUUGUGCAGUGGAUUAACUCAGAAGAUGCCAUGAGCUUGCACCCUGUGGAAUUUGCUGCGUUAGCCCACUACAAGUUGGUUUACAUCCAUCCAUUCGUAGAUGGCAACGGAAGGACCUCGCGCUUGUUAAUGAACCUCAUACUAAUGCAGGCAGGCUACCCGCCCAUCACAAUCCGCAAGGAGCAACGGGCCGAGUAUUACCAUGUCUUAGAAGUAGCCAACGAGGGCGAUGUAAGGCCUUUCAUACGCUUUAUUGCUAAGUGUACUGAGACGACUCUGGACAUGUUGCUCAUUGCCACCACAGAAUACUCCGUGGGCUUACCUGAAGCAGAUGGCAGCACUGCUGGAUGCAAACAAACUAUCCCUGUCAAGACCUGAGGGUUGUGGACAUUCAGGAGCCAGUAAACACAUGGGAGAACGCCAAGCCACUCAGUAUUCCUGCUGGGAAAUAACUCAACAGGAGAUGUCACUUUUUAGCAUUUCAUUUAUUUAAAGUGUCUUACAUUGGAUUAAAUUAAUAUAAUUUAUUUAUAUACAUAAUGCCAAGUUGAAAUGUGAACUGUUGAUGUUGAUUGUGCACUAUAACUUGCUUGUGCUACUGGAAGGAGGUAGGGAGAGGUGGCAGAGGGGCUCAACAAGCUGAAGCAGAAUUUAGUUUCUCCUUAAAAUUAAGCUUUGAGAAGCCACUUCAAUCACAACCCUUCACCUAGUCAGUCAACUGCAUCGUCUUACCUUGUUAAGGAGCUGCUAGGCAAGACAAAGUCUUAACUGAAUUGUUGCUUUUGUGUUACCUCUUCCCUGUUGUUAAAAAAAAAACAAAACACAAAAAAACCCCCACC